ACAUCAAUCUGAUCAUCUAUUCAUUUAGGCAGAUCUGCUCCUCCUACCACACAGUGAUUCACCUUCAGUGAAGCUCCUCCUAGAGCAGUUCACCAAUAAAUGCUGGGAUGUUCCCAUCAGUCUACAAGUGAAGAAGACAGAGCUGAACAUUGAGUGAUCCAGAGUCCUGCAGAAUGGAACAUGAAGAUACUGAAGAACAAAGAGACUUGAUGGAGAAUGAGGAGAGUCAAGAACCGAGUGAAGCGGAGGGAAAAAAUCAUGUCAAAACAGGAAAUAAAUCUUUGAGGCGCUCACAGACUGAAAGAAUUUUUUUACUGAAAAGAGAAUCCAACAAAUCUUUUACCUGCUCUCAGUGUGGGAAGAUUUUCUCACACAAACAAAGUCUUGAACUUCACAUGAGAGUUCAUAAUGGAGAGAAACCUUUCACAUGUGAUCAGUGUGGGAAGAGUUUCACACACAAAGAAGGCCUUAAGUAUCACAUGAAAAUCCACACUGGAGAGAAGCCGUACACAUGUGAUCAAUGUGGGAAGAGUUUCACCCAUGCAAACACUCUUAAAUUACAUCAGCGUUCUCAUUCUAGAGAACGCCAUUUAAGACCAUUUAACUGUGAUCAGUGCAGUAAAACAUUUCUUUGGGCAAACUCCUUGAAGAGCCACCUGAAAUUCCAUACAAAUGGGAAGCCUCACAUGUGUUCUUUGUGUGGAAAAAGUUUUAGUGAGCUUAAAGAAUUAAAAAAACACCAGAAAAGACACAGCGGUGUGAAGAAUCAUGUGUGCUUUGAUUGUGGGAAGACCUUUUUUAGAGAUGCUGACCUGAAACGGCACCAGAUAAUUCACACUGGAGAAAAACCUUACAAGUGUUCACACUGUGACAAGAGAUUCAGUCUGUCAGGAAAUCUGAAAACACACGAGAAGAUCCACACUGAAGAGAAGCCGCACACAUGUGAUCAAUGUGGGAAGAGUUUCAGACGAAAGGAACACCUAAAGGGGCACAUGAGGAUCCACACUGAAGAGAAGCCGUACACAUGUGAUCACUGUGGGAAGAGUUUCAGAAGAAAAGAUUACUUUACGGAACACAUGAGAAUCCACACUGGAGAGAAGCCGUACACAUGUGAUCAGUGUGGGAAGAGUUUCGCAAUAAAAGGAGCCCUGAAGUAUCACUUGAAAAUCCACAUUGGAGAAAAACCACACAAAUGUGAUCAGUGUGGGAAGAGUUUUACAAUAAAAGGACAACUUAAGUAUCACUUGAAAAUCCACACUGGAGAGAAUCUGCACACAUGUGAUCAGUGUGGGAAGAGUUUUACAAUAAAAGCAAGACUUAAGGAUCACAUGAAAAUUCACACUGGAGAGAAUCUGCACACUUGUGAUCAGUGUGGGAAGAGUUUCAUACUAAAAGAAACACUUAAGAAACACAUGAAAAUCCAUACUGGUGAGAAGCCGCACACAUGUGAUCAGUGUGGAAAAAGUUUUAAAGAAAAAGGAACCCUUAAAGAUCACAUGAGGAUCCACACUGGAGAAAAGCUAUACACAUGUGAUCAGUGUGGGAAGAGUUUCAAACACAAAGGAGGCCUUAAGUAUCACAUGAAAAUCCACACUGGAGAGAAGCCGUACACAUGCGAUCAGUGUGGGAAGAGUUUCACACAAGCAAUCACUCUUAAAUCACAUCUGCGUUCUCAUUCUGGAGAAAAACCAUAUUACUGUGAUCAGUGUGGUAAAAACUUUUUUGGGGCAGACUCCCUGAAGAAGCACCUGAAAGUUCAUACAAAAGAGAAGCCUCACAUGUGUUCUUUGUGUGGAAAGAGUUUUAGUCGGAUGAGUGAAUUAAAUUCACACCAGAAAAUACACAGUGGUGUCAAGAAUUAUAUGUGCUUUGAUUGUGGGAAGACCUUUAUUACAGAUGGAGAACUGAAACUGCACCAGAGGACUCACACUGGAGAAAAACCUUACAAGUGUUCACUCUGUGACAAGAGAUUCAGUCAGUCAGGAAACCUGAAAACACAUGAGAAGAUCCACAUUGGAGAAAAACCUUACAAGUGUUCACACUGUGACAAGAGAUUCAGUCAGGCAGGAAACCUGAAGACACAUGAGAGGAUCCACACUGGAGAGAAGCCGUAUCACUGCAUUCCAUGUGGCAAGAGUUUCACUCAUUCAAAUUCUCUACUCAGGCAUUCAAAAAACAAAUGUCUGAAAUCAUGAUAUCAUGUUCGAAUUCAUCUUCAGAUACAGCCUUUUUCUAAUGCAAUACUGCAUCCUCACCAAACAUGUUGAGCAAUAAAAGCUAGCUCUUCCAUAUAAAUCAGGACAAAGAAACAUCAUCCAACAAGUUUUUUACUGCAAACCGGUGGUUUCAAGUCCAAAAUAACAAUAUCUAAUAAGAUUUUAACGUAUCAUUAUGCUUUAUAAUUACUUUUGUAUUAUAUUACAAAAAAUAUGUUGUAUUAUGAAGGAAAGUAGAAGUUUUUUUUUUACAUGUACAACAUGUUCUUGUACUUGUAUGUUUAGCAGGAAGCUGAAGAAGAGUCUUUAACAUAUACACAUACUUUUUCUUCAUUGUUGUGCUUAGAACAUCUAAUUGCUCUACUACUUAUAACAUAUUUACCCAAUACAGAUGUAAGAUACUAUCAUGUAGCU
Ctenopharyngodon idella (grass carp) is the source of this 2630-nucleotide messenger RNA. RefSeq names its product oocyte zinc finger protein XlCOF6-like. Gene Ontology annotation, molecular function: DNA-binding transcription factor activity; RNA polymerase II cis-regulatory region sequence-specific DNA binding. The transcript has 2 exons. The record is from RefSeq and is a predicted model, not a curated record. The coding region runs from base 174 to 2195 and encodes 673 amino acids. Lineage: Eukaryota; Metazoa; Chordata; Actinopteri; Cypriniformes; Xenocyprididae. Gene Ontology annotation, biological process: regulation of transcription by RNA polymerase II.